Molecule: messenger RNA, 1945 nt
Organism: Bursaphelenchus okinawaensis
Lineage: Eukaryota; Metazoa; Nematoda; Chromadorea; Rhabditida; Aphelenchoididae
Source: the annotation of a GenBank genome assembly
AUGCGCUCUCCAUCCUACAGUCCACUGCCCUCACCCAUACCGGCAGUCGCAUCACAAGCAGUUCGCCGACCCUUCAUACCAUUUCUAUGUUUGGCAGUGUUUUGUAUUGUGGCAUGGCAUUCCUAUCCUCAAAUAUCAGCCAAUUUUGACACUGUGCCACUAAAUGGUAAGUUUUUUAAAUUUUAUGUAUGAGGGCGUGGUAAAAAUUUUUGGUGGAAUAUUGGGGUGGUAAAACAAUAUAAGAAUCUUUCGGGCGGGGUAAAAAAAUUUUGAGUGAGGGGAGGAGGGGGAAGUCAUGUGGGUAGGUAUAAAAACAUUUUUUGACAAAUUCAAACAAAAAAAAUUGGGCGGUGUAAAAAAUUUUUUGGGGGUAGAUUAAAUUUUUUAUAAAAAAAUAUGGGAUGAGAGUUAGGCUGGGAAAAACGAAGCUUUUCACGAAUUUUAAACAUAAUAAAAUUUCAAUUUCAGUAGAAACAACCACCACCCCACCAGAGAACGAAUGCUUGAUCAUAUUGAUCACUCCGACUUAUGCCAGGCCGACUCGGAUGCCAGAUAUGACGAGAAUGGCACAGACCUUGAUGUUAGUCAAGAACAUUCACUGGGUUGUUAUCGAAGACGCCAACAAGACUUCUGAUGCCGUGGAGAGGCUACUGGAGCGGAGUGGAAUACCGUAUACUUACUUGUUCACUACUACUGUUAAUCUGCCUAGUAAGUGUACUGUACUUUUUGGUUUUCUAUAGCAUCAGGCUGGGCUACAGUAGGGUAGGAUAUGGUAGGGCAUUGUAAGGGUAGGGCAAGUCAAAGGAAGGCAGGGCAGAACAGGGCAGGGUAAAUUAUGGUAAGGUAGGGCAGGGCUGGGUAGACCAAAGUAGAGUAGGGUCAAGGCAGGGAGGGUCAAGUAGGACAAGUCAAGGAAGGGCAGGGUCGAGCAGGACAAGAUAGGAUAAGGUAGGGUAGGGUACACUGUUAAUAAAAUUACAGUACCACCUUUUCAGAACGUGGCUGGUACCACCGUAACAUGGCUCUAGACGUAGUCAGUACCAAGUACCGUGAGUAUAACGAAUGUGCCGUGGUUUACUUCGCCGAUGAUGACAAUACGUAUGACUAUCGUCUCUUCAAUGAGUACAUCAGAAAAGUGAGAACGGUCGGUUUAUGGGCAGUCGGCUUCUCUGGUGGUGCCAAAGUGGAAGCACCUCAUGUUGAGAAAGGCAAGAUCACGAAAUGGGACGUUGUUUAUGCUCCGAAUCGACAGUAUGCUACGGAUAUGGCUGGAUUUGCGGUCAAUUUGAAGCUGGUCAGGAAUUCAACGUGAGUUUAAAAACAGUCUUCCCUACCCACUCCUAUCCUACCCUACUCUCCAAUGUCCUACCGUAUCAUGCCCUGCUUGGUCACGCCUUGACCUGUUCUACCCUAGUCCAUCCUAUCCUACCCUAUAAUAACAUAAACUCUGGCAUAACUUGCCCGGUUCUAUUCCACCGAACUGUAUUGUACCCCCCCCCUCAUACCCUAUAGUAGCCAACGUUUUACCUCCCCUAUUCUAUUCAACGUUAUCAUACUCUUUUUUAGCUUACCUGACAAGGUACCGUACACAAACUUUACCGUAUUUAUAAGAUGUUUAUAAACAAACAUUACUGUACUCAUGCUUUAUUGUUUAUACCGUCUUUCAUCUUCAUUUAUUUUCCCUAUACUCUAUCCUACCCUCCCUACCCUACAUAAACUACCCUAUAAACUUGUUACUUUCAGAGCCAGAUUCGACAAGUCCUGCGGCAAAGGUGAUCCGGAGAACUGUUUCCUGAAGAAGCUGAACGUAUCCAAAGCCGACUUACAGCCUUUUGGGUAUGACAAACAGCCUAAAGACAUAUUGGUAUGGCAUACCCAGUCAAGGACGCCUGAAGGCAAAGGAUCAUCACAUGGAUAUGUAUAUGAAGAGAAGAAGAAAACGUAG